AUGGGCCUUUCGUACAACACUUAUCUAAAUAGCAGCAAGAUCUACGGCUGCAAGUCGUGCAAGGCUCACCUUGCAAACCACGAGGACAUUAUCAGUCGGAACUUCCGCGGACAGCAUGGCAAGGCGUAUCUGUUUCACAGUGUGGUGAACAUCGAGGCCGGUGAUCCCAGUGAGCGGAAUAUGACAACUGGUAGGCAUAUUGUGCGAGAUAUUACCUGCCGCCAAUGCAAGGAAACCGUUGGUUGGAAGUACGACAAAGCCUACGAGAACUCUGAAAAGUACAAAGAAGGGAAAUUUAUCCUCGAAGCAGAGCUUCUAUGCAACGUCACCUGA
This is a messenger RNA of Pochonia chlamydosporia 170, 333 nucleotides long. Its product is annotated as Yippee-like protein. Gene Ontology annotation, cellular component: ubiquitin ligase complex. The record is from RefSeq and is a predicted model, not a curated record. Bases 1 to 333 code for a protein of 110 amino acids. Lineage: Eukaryota; Fungi; Ascomycota; Sordariomycetes; Hypocreales; Clavicipitaceae. The transcript has 2 exons.